AUGAAGAAGGCACAAGACCAGACAGGGAGAAGCGCAGGGAGCAGGACAAGGACAGGGCUCUCAAGAAAAGCUAAAGAAGCGGAAUCAUCUGGAGCGACCACAGCUACUGCGUCAAAUGGAGCAACUCCUUCAAGUGGAGCCACCACAGACACGUCCACAUGCACGUGGGACUCAGGGACGUCCAUAGCAACGACGAGCAACAGGACGGACACCAGUGGUACGCAGGCCAGCACCGCACAACAAUCCGUUAUAUCCAGGAGUGAAACGGUGGUCGAAAAAGUAGGUCAAAGGACCGAAGAAGCGGCAUCGUCAAGGACAGUAAUCGGGCACACUAGUGAUAAAGGGUCACAGAGAGGUAGUAGGUCAUCGCGAUCGGCGAGGCUGAAAGCCGAAUUAGAGGCGCGGAUUAAAUUCGAACGCUCAGAGCUCGAACGAGCACAGGCAGCUGCUGCCUUAGCCAAGUCUCAAUUGGAGUUGGCACGACUCAACCGAGAAGAGGAAAUCGACUCGAGUGAGGAUGAUGAAGAGCGGAAUACUCAGGUGGAACCUUUCGUAAGGAGUUGGGUUCAGCAAACCAUAAUGAGCGCGCCGGUUAGUGUAGCACAACCCGAUAUUACUGAUAAGGAAGCGUGUAAAGGAUCACGCCGCAAAGGGGCGGAGGUCGAGCGCAACCUAGGAAAUGCACAGAAAACACACGCGAGUGAGGUGUCAGAAUUGACCGAAGCGAUUGUGAGUGCAAUAAAAAUAGCUGGUAAAGAUAAAUCUUCCCAGCUUCAUUUCCUCCAGGAAUUACCGGUGUUCGAUGGAGACCCGGGUGAAUGGAUAAUUUUCAAAACGGUGUUUGAAGACACAAAAGGCCAAUUUUCAGGGGUGCAAAAUGUCGCACGCCUUAGGAGGGCAUUAAAGGGCACCGCUAAAGAGGCGGUUAAGUCGCUGUUAUUUACUUUAUGUGAACCUGAAGAAAUAAUGAACGCUCUCGAAAGAAGAUUCGGUAGGGUUGAGAUGCUCAUUCUAGCCGAAAUCGAGAAUGUAAAGCGUAUGCCAAGAUUGGCAGAAGAUUGCCGAAAUAUAGGAUCUUUUGCAAGUCGUAUUACGAACGUGGUUGCCACAAUACAAGCGUUGAAUCAACCACAGUAUUUAUACUCACCGGAGUUAGUGAGCCGCAUAGUGGAGAAACUUGGAACUAUGAUUAAAUUUAAAUGGUUUGAAUAUCGAGGUCAAUUUCAUUUGGGGCCAGAGUUACAGAAGAUGGCCAAGUUUUUAAAUUUAUUGAGUGAACAAUUUGGAACGUCCUUAAGCAAUGAAAAUGCGCCUGAAAAAAGGAAGCGUCCUGAAUUCAGGAAGCAAACUGUACACACUGCAAAGGGAGGUGUACGCAGCUGUGCCGAGAGCGAGCGCUAUAUGCGCCGAAGUAAUAUGAGCGAGCGUUUAGAACGCCGAAAUAAUAAAAGGCACAACCGACAAGUGGUUAUGAUAACCCAGGACAAGCCUGAGGUUAGAGUGCAAAGCGAAAAAAUGUGGUGUAGAAGGAUGUAG
Parnassius apollo (apollo) is the source of this 1536-nucleotide messenger RNA. The record is from the annotation of a GenBank genome assembly. NCBI's taxonomy places the organism in Eukaryota, Metazoa, Arthropoda, Insecta, Lepidoptera, Papilionidae.